Portunus trituberculatus (swimming crab) is the source of this 3882-nucleotide messenger RNA. RefSeq names its product nuclear export mediator factor NEMF-like (gene Clbn). Gene Ontology annotation, cellular component: RQC complex. NCBI's taxonomy places the organism in Eukaryota, Metazoa, Arthropoda, Malacostraca, Decapoda, Portunidae. Bases 241 to 3441 code for a protein of 1066 amino acids. The transcript has 20 exons. The record is from RefSeq and is a predicted model, not a curated record. Gene Ontology annotation, molecular function: ribosomal large subunit binding; tRNA binding. Gene Ontology annotation, biological process: ribosome-associated ubiquitin-dependent protein catabolic process; rescue of stalled cytosolic ribosome.
UGGUACCACUGUAUAACCCUCCACAACAAAUCACCCAGCACGUGUAUGUUUGAGUAUGCGUACUGAUUAUACCUUAAUGCUGCUUUAAAUAACCAGCAGCCUCUGUCAGACACACGUGGGAAGGUGCAUUGCAUUAGACGAGAAGAGGUGGAGGGACACAAGUAGGCAGGGGAAGGAACAGAUUGGUGAUGUUGGCAGAAUUAUAGUGUUUUACGGAGGUGAGCAGCAACAGCAGUAGCCAUGAAGACCACCUUCACUACGGUGGACCUGCUGGCCGUGGUGGCUGAGCUCAAGCAGAGGGUGGUGGGGCUGAGGGUGGCCCAGAUAUAUGAUGUGGACUCCAAGACAUACCUCAUCAAGCUACAGAAGCCGGAGCAAAAGUGUGUGUUGCUGCUGGAGUCAGGCUCUCGUGUCCACACCACAGAAUAUGAGUGGCCCAAGAGUCCUGCACCGUCUGGCUUCUCCAUGAAGCUUAGGAAGCACCUGCGUAACAAGAGGCUGGAAGAGGUGCAACAGCUUGGCGUUGACCGAGUGCUGGACCUCAAGUUUGGGUCACAGGAGGCCGAGCACCACAUCAUUGUUGAGCUGUAUGACCGAGGUAACAUUGUGCUCACAGACAGCACCUACACUAUCCUGAACAUCUUGAGGCCCAGAAAGGAAGGAGAGGAGGUGAGAUUGGCAGUGCAUGAAAAGUACCCUCUAGACCGCGCACGCCAGGCCCGCCCCACCCCAUCCAUGGAGGACCUGCGUGCUGCACUCUCUGCUGCCAAAGAGAACACCACCAUCAAGAAGGUUCUCAUCCCCAUGCUGGACUGUGGUGGUGGAGUGGUGGAGCAUGAGCUGUUGGAGGCGGGCCUGCCACCCAACACCAAAGUGACUCAGUGCCUCAGGACAGAGGAAGACCUCGUCCGCCUGCACACCGCUGCCUCCCACGCCCAGGAGGUGGUUACAGACUGGGCCAAGAGACCAGCAUCUCAGGGAUACAUCACUAAGAAGAUGGAGAAACGAAGUAAGGUGGAUGGUACAUUGGAGGAUGUCCCCAUCUACCAAGAGUUCAUUCCAAUCCUCUUCAGACAGUAUGCUGAUGUGCCAGUAGACACAUUUUCAACAUUCAACCAAGCUUGUGACGACUUCUUCUCCAAGUUAGAGUCAAUUAAAAUAGACCAGAAGGCUGUACAGAAGGAGAAGGAGGUGCAUCGGAAGCUGGAGAAUGUGAAGAGAGACCACGAGAGGCGACUGCAGGAGUUAGUGGAGCAUCAGAGAGAGAAUGAGGAACGGGGGAGGUUGAUUGAGCUCAACAAGGACCUGGUGGACAAGGCAAUCUUUGUAGUGAGGAGCACUGUUGCCAACCAGGUUGACUGGGGACAGAUUGACGAGUUGCUUGCCGAGGCCCAGGCACGAGGUGACCCUGUGGCCUUGGUGAUCCGGCAGCUGAAACUGAAGACCAACAGUAUGACUCUUCUCUUGAGUGAUCCAUAUGACUGUGAGGAAGAUGACCUGUUCCUUGACUCAGACGAGGAACGAGAGGAAGGCAAUGAGUCCACCAAGAUGAGGCCAAUGAUGGUGGAGAUUGACCUUGACCUCUCAGCCAUGGCCAAUGCUCGGAGGUACUUUGACCAGAAGCGUCAAGCAGCACAGAAGGAACAGAAGACCAUCAGUGCGUCUCACAAGGUGGUGCAGCUGACGACCAGGAAGACCCAGCAGACCCUGAAGGAGGUGGCUGCUAUCACCAACAUCAAUAAGGCCAGGAAGGUGUUCUGGUUUGAAAAGUUCCUGUGGUUCAUCUCUUCAGAAAACUACCUCGUGCUGGCAGGACGGGAUGGCCAACAAAAUGAGCUGCUGGUGAAGCGGCAUCUGCGGCAAGGGGAUGUAUAUGUCCACGCUGACAUGCACGGGGCAGCCAGCGUGGUGAUCAAGAACCCUAGUGGCCGGGAGCCUCCUCCCAAGACCCUGCACGAGGCUGGCAUCAUGGCACUCUGCUACAGCCGGGCAUGGGACGAGAAGGUGGUGACAUCAGCAUGGUGGGUGUGGGGGAACCAGGUGAGCAAGACAGCACCUUCAGGAGAGUACCUCACCACUGGAUCCUUCAUGGUGAGGGGCAAGAAGAACUUCCUGCCACCCUCUCACCUUGUCUAUGGCUUUGGCUUCCUCUUCAGACUGGAGGAUGAUUCGAUCCCCAGGCACGCUGGGGAGAGAAAAGUCCGCACCCAGGAUGAUGACCGUGUGGAGGAAGCUGAUGCCCAAAAUGAGAUAUCGUUGAUUGAAGAAGAGGGAGAGGAUGAGGAAGAAGAGGAGUCAUCCAAGGAGAGAAAAAUUAAGGAGGAAGGAAAUGAAACUGUGAAGAAAGAAAAUAAUGAUGAAGAAAAUGGAGAGGAGGGUGAGGAGGAGGUUGAAAACAAGGAUGAAGGCAGUGAGAAAGGCACAGGGGACAUCAAGAGUGAGGACAAAGACAAGGAUGCAGAGGAGAGCCAGCAAGAGGAAGUUGUGGAGUUUCCUGACACAAUGGUGGAGAUGUCCCACAUAGGAGGCGCCCAAUUCUCACUUCGCACCAGAACAGUGUCCACUGUCUCCCACACUUCAGGACAGUCUGGGGGGCAGGAUGAUGAGGGAGUGGAGGGGCAGGAGGUGGUGUUCCUGGGAGAUGACAAGCCAAUUGUUGUGCAGAGAAGGAAAAAUAACUCUGUGUCUUCGUCUGGUGGCAAGGGUAAGAAGGGAGGAAAGAAAGGUGGUGAAGGACAGAAGGGAGUACCUGGCCACACCAAUCAGCUGAAGGAGGUGGAGGAGGGAGGGAAUGAGAGCAGCAAGGGAGGUCCUCCCAAGCGUGGUCAAAAAGGCAAGAUGAAGAAGAGGGAGAAGUACCGUGACCAGGAUGAAGAGGAGCGUAACCUGAGGAUGAGCCUACUGCAGUCAGCAGGCAGCAACAAGGAGAACAAGAAGGCUAAGGCUGGCAAGAAGGGGGGCAAGGAGGCGAAGGGUAAGGCACCUCCACCCACACGUGCAGGUCCUAAGAAUGUGCCAGUGGGGAAGGAUGGCCCAAAACCUCCCCAAGAGACUGUUGACACCCAAACACCUACUGUCAAGGAGAAGCCAGCACAGGAAGAGGAGGAGGAAGAUGAGGAGGCAGUGCAGGUGGCUGAUGACCUGGCCAUUCUGGACGCCCUGACAGCCUUGCCUGUGACCGAGGAUGAGCUGCUGUUUGCUGUGCCGGUGUGUGCUCCAUACAACACAAUGACUAACUACAAGUACAAAGUAAAGCUGACACCAGGGCCAGGAAAGAAGGGCAAGGCAUGCAAGACAGCCCUGGCUCUCUUCAUGGGGGACAAAACAGCCUCAGGUCGAGAGAGGGACCUUCUCAGGGCAGUCAAGGAGCAAGAUUUAGCCAAGAACCUCCCGGGGAAGGUCAAAGUGUCAGCCCCACACAUUACCAAAGUGAAGAAGUGAAUGUGUGUGUGUGUGUGUGUGUGUGUGUGUGUGUGUGUGUGUGUGUUUACCUGCUUGUUGAAGGUUGUAAAAACUGUUAUGAUUAUCAGAGAGCAAAUUUGGAAGAUAUGGAAGAUAUCCCACUUUGAGAAAUAAGAUAGGUCUUCCAUAGUUCUUUUUAAUGUAUUAUGAAGAAUAUACUUAAAGGGGUUAAUGCUAAAUGUUAAUUAAGCAACACCAUUGUUGUUUGUUGCAGGUUGAUACUUGUGAUUCCGUGCCUAUAUAUAGGUGUACAGACAGGUGAAAAGACUAGAUUAGAUUAGAUAGACAGAUACCAUAGAUAUAACUAAGUAGGUAGAACAGAUAGUGAAUCAAACUUGUGGGAUGUUCAAGAUGAGAUAUGUUGAUUAUCUAUGAAGUCCAACAUUGUUACAGUGAUGGUCGAUAAAUACUUUGCUGAAC